This is a messenger RNA of Triticum aestivum (bread wheat), 345 nucleotides long. RefSeq names its product 40S ribosomal protein S20-like. The record is from RefSeq and is a predicted model, not a curated record. Bases 1 to 345 code for a protein of 114 amino acids. Gene Ontology annotation, cellular component: small ribosomal subunit; ribosome. The transcript has 2 exons. Lineage: Eukaryota; Viridiplantae; Streptophyta; Magnoliopsida; Poales; Poaceae. Gene Ontology annotation, biological process: translation. Gene Ontology annotation, molecular function: structural constituent of ribosome.
AUGGCGACGCCGAGCAAGUCCGGCUUGGAGCAGCACUUGUUCCGCAUCACCCUCUCCUCCAACUCCAACAGCGUCCACGACCUAGACAAGGUGUGCUCCGACGUGGUCAAGGCCGCCGAGGAGAAGCUGGUCCGGGUGAAGGGCCCGGUCAGGAUGCCCACCAAGGUGCUCAGCAUCACCACCAGGAAGUCACCCUGCGGACAAGGUACCAACACAUGGGAUCGGUUCGAGAUGCGGGUGCACAAGAGGGUCGUCGACCUCGUCGGCUCCCUGGACAUCAUUAAGCAGUUCCCAGUCCCCAUCCCGCCCACCGUCCACGUUGAGGUCACCAUCACCGACCUUUAA